Prionailurus viverrinus (fishing cat) is the source of this 1872-nucleotide messenger RNA. RefSeq names its product secretogranin II (gene SCG2). Bases 16 to 1872 code for a protein of 618 amino acids. Gene Ontology annotation, cellular component: secretory granule. The transcript has a single exon. The record is from RefSeq and is a predicted model, not a curated record. Lineage: Eukaryota; Metazoa; Chordata; Mammalia; Carnivora; Felidae.
GGACAUCUUUCAAACAUGGCAGAAACUAAGACUCACCGGCUUGGAGCAGCUCUGUCUCUGAUCCCUUUAAUUUUCCUCAUCUCUGGAGAUGAAGCAGCUUCAUUUCAGCGAAACCAGCUGCUUCAGAAAGAACCAGACCUCAGACUGGAGAAUGCCCAAAAGUUUCCCAGUCCUGAAAUGAUCAGAGCUUUGGAAUACAUAGAAAAACUCCGACAACAAGCUCACAAAGAAGAAAACAGCCCAGACUACAAUCCCUACCAAGGUAUCUCUGUUCCUCCUCAGAAGAAAGAAAAUGGUGAUGAAAGUCGCUUGCCAGAAAGUACAAGGGAUUCUCUGAGUGAAGAUGAGUGGAUGAGGAUAAUACUUGAAGCUUUGAGACAGGCCGAAAAUGAGCCUCAGUCUGCACCGAAAGAAAAGCCCUAUGCUUUGAAUUCAGAAAAGAACUUUCCAAUGGACAUGCCUGAUGAUUACGAGACUCAACAAUGGCCAGAGAGGAAGCUCAAGCACAUGCGAUUCCCUCCUAUGUAUGAAGAGAAUUCCAGGGAUAACCCCUUUAAACGCACAAAUGAAAUAGUGGAGGAACAAUAUACUCCUCAAAGUCUUGCCACACUAGAAUCUGUGUUCCAAGAGCUAGGGAAACUGACAGGACCAAACAACCAGAAGCGUGAGAGAGUUGAUGAGGAGCAAAAACUUUAUACAGAUGAUGAAGACGGUAUCUACAAGGCCAAUAACAUUGCCUAUGAAGAUGUGGUUGGGGGAGAAGACUGGAACCCAGUAGAAGAAAAAAUAGAGAGCCAAACCCAGGAAGAGGUAAGAGACAGCAAGGAGAAUAUAGAAAAAAAUGAUCAAAUCAAUGAAGAAAUGAAGCGUUCAGGGCAGCUGGGCCUCGAGGAUGAAGAUCUCCGGAAAGAGAGUAAAGACCAACUCUCAGAUGAUGUCUCCAAAGUAAUUGCCUAUCUGAGAAGGUUAGUGAAUGCUGCAGGCAGUGGGAGGGCACAGAAUGGGCAAAGCGGGGAAAGAGCAACCAGGCUUUUUGAGAAACCACUUGAUUCUCAGUCUAUUUAUCAGCUGAUUGAAAUCUCAAGGAAUUUACAGAUACCCCCUGAAGACUUAAUUGACAUGCUCAAAACUGGAGAGAAGCCAAAUGGAUCGGUGGAACCCGAGCAGGAGGUGGAAUUUCCUGUUGACCUAGAUGACAUCUCAGAGGUUGACGGAGACCGUCCAGAUGCUCUCCCAAACAAAAUGCUCUCCAAGAAUGGUUAUUCUAAAACACCCGGUCGUGCUGUGGCACAGGCCCUACCAGAGGGGCUAACUGUUGAGGACAUUUUAAGUCUUUUAGGGAUGGAAAAUGCAGCAAACCAAAAGCCUCCAUAUGUUUCCAGUCAGUACAACCGAGAGAAAGUUCUGCCCAGGCUCCCCUACGGUCCUGGAAGAUCUGGAGCGAACCAGCUUCCCAAAGGUGCGUGGAUGCCAGAUGUUGAGAAUAGACAAAUGGCGUAUGAAAACCUGAGUGACAAGGAUCAAGAAUUAGGAGAGUACUUGGCCAGGAUGCUAGUGAAAUACCCUGAGAUCAUGAAUUCAAACCAGGUGAAGCGAGUUCCAAGUCAAGUCUCCCCUGAAGAUAACCAACAGGAAGAGGACCAAAUUGAGCAGGCCAUCAAAGAGCAGUUGAAUCAAGGUAGCUCUCAGGAGACUGAAAGACUGGCAUCGGUAAGCAAAAGGCUCCCUGUGGGGCCCCCAAAGAAUGAUGAUACCCCAAACAGACAGUACCUGGAUGAAGAUCUGUUAAUGAAAGUGCUGGAAUACCUCAACCAAGAAAAGGUAGAAAAGGGAAGGGAGCAUAUUGCUAAGAGAGCAAUGGAAAAUAUGUAA